GGUAAAGCAUGGCGGAGAGGUGUAACCCUGAUGCAGAACACGCUUGCGGCAUUUGGCCAAUGGACCGGCAAGAACGCCGGCCAGCGAAAGUGUCGGCGCAGGAGGAGAGAUUCGGCCGAGGAUGUGUUGUCGAAUUGCAGCUGAAAGACGCGGUGGUGCUGGAAAGGGUUUAGCGGCAACCAGAUUCCAACCAGAUUCAGGAACAGCCGUCCCCUGCACGUGUUGCCCCGCGUCGAGACGUGCAGCAUUGCUGCAUCCACCUUCUGCAUCAUUCGUCGUUCCCAGUCUGUACUCCGCUGCUUAUCCAUUCUAUCGAAGCCACAUAGAUUGCAUAUAUUGCAUAGAGUGGAGCUUCUUGCACUUUCAAGAGGUAGUACGAUGGUAUCAGCAUCCAAGCCUCUCCCAAGCGCUACGAGCCAAGAUUCAGCGGUCUUUGUCCAAUCGGAUCUCAAGCGUCCGCUCAGUAUGUUGGCGCUGGUCCCAAGAUGUCAAUACGGCUGAGCCUCAGACUGCCGGUGCUGCACCCCAUCAGCUUUUCACCGCUGUGGCGUGACAAGAUCUUAUCGGUCCCGCCGUUGUGUUAUCUUGGGUGUGGGGACAGACCCACUCCGGAAACGCCAUCUUUCCGUGUGUUGAGGACCUCAGCUGAAUGUCUGUGUUGGCAACUUUUGACGCGAGUUCAAAAGGCUGAAGAC
Hyaloscypha bicolor E is the source of this 695-nucleotide messenger RNA. RefSeq lists its product as uncharacterized. The transcript has a single exon. Lineage: Eukaryota; Fungi; Ascomycota; Leotiomycetes; Helotiales; Hyaloscyphaceae. The coding region runs from base 122 to 553 and encodes 143 amino acids. The record is from RefSeq and is a predicted model, not a curated record.